AUGCACUCCUACACUCAUCAUCAUAUGAUGGCAACUCUCACACGAGAGCAGCUGGAAAAGUUUGUGGAAGAGAGACCCCAUAUGCAAGACAACCUCCGAUGUCGCAACAUACUCCGAGAUUAUGAAAACAAUCAAGUUUCCCACACGCUUUCUUCAACCAUAGAGAAGAUUCUGUGGAAAAAAAGGCAAUCCAAUCUCUCCCAAAAGUUGGAAAACAGACCUAACUUGGAACAGUUAGAACAACGAGGGAUUUUGCCAUACCACAUCAGUAGUGGAUAUACGACAUCUUCCAAUAAUUCAAAUCGUUCUUCUUCUGAUCAAGACUCCUCCAAUUCUCCUUCAACAACUACAACACCCUCGUCUAGCAAUUCUGUGAGUGACAACGCUUCACAACACCAAGACUUUUCUUACUAUAUUUAUGAUCAAGAACAAGCCUUAUCUGGUAUUGGUCUUGGAAGAGAAGAGAAGGAACGAAAAAAGAGACACAUAGAGAACUUCCUAGUGAGAAGACCUUCAAAGAAGGAUCUUGUGGAGAUGUUGAGGAAGGGAAACAACUCUAGUUCCACGCAUUCCAAUCUACCACAUGACAACGAACCAACUUUAAUCUAUGAUGUUUCUGGUAAUUCCAGUAAUGAUCUCUCUCACUCUUCUCCCACCACUUUCCCAUCCUUUGAUCCUGUGUGUAUUUUGUUAGAGCCUCAUGUUUUACAAAUUCAUAAUCAGCUUGAGAAUUUACAAUCUGUCACAGAUACAGAGUCCGACGAUUCCAAUAAUUCUGAAGGAGAAGAUGAAGAAAAAGGUAGCUCUCAAUAG
This is a messenger RNA of Naegleria fowleri, 813 nucleotides long. RefSeq lists its product as uncharacterized. Lineage: Eukaryota; Heterolobosea; Eutetramitea; Acrasida; Naegleriidae. The record is from RefSeq and is a predicted model, not a curated record. Bases 1 to 813 code for a protein of 270 amino acids. The transcript has a single exon.